UUCCGAGGAGCACCUGAAGGCAGCAUUAAACCAUCAGAUGAACAACAAUCGAACCUGGGAACUCCGAGCAUCCGAGGAGCCCGUGAACGCAUGGCCAAACAACGUCGACACCAGCAGCGGGGCUUCCACCAUCAUGUAGCCCAAAACAGACCCACCAACAUCCAGGAACAUCCGCCGAGAGCAGCGACACAUGUCCGGGGAGCGGAGCUGAGAAACCAGCGCAGACACGGGGAGCUGAGUCGUUCAGCACGGGGAACAUGAAGGAGCUGAAGGGCUGCGGGAUGCGCUCCUCCGUGGGCUUUCUGUCCCGCAGGGAGCUGACCGGACAGCCGCUCAUGAAGGAGGAGUUCCAGAGACGCAGGAUGGCCGGCUGCACCAGCCUCUUCAAGAAGGACAUGCUCGGACACUUCGGCUGCGUCAACGCCAUCGAGUUCUCCAACAGCGGCGGAGAGUGGCUCGUCUCCGGAGGAGACGACCGCCGCGUCCUGCUGUGGCACAUGGAGAGAGCGAUCCACGCUCGCUGUAAACCUGUGAAGCUGAAAGGAGAACACCUGUCCAACAUCUUCUGUCUCGCCUUCGACAGCACCAACACUAAAGUCUUCUCUGGAGGAAAUGAUGAGCAGGUGAUUCUUCAUGACGUUGAGAGACGGGAGACUCUGAACGUCUUCCUGCACAUCGACGCCGUCUACAGCUUGUCCGUCAGCCCGGUCAACGACAACGUCUUCGCCAGCUCAUCUGACGACGGGCGUGUUCUCAUCUGGGACACCCGCGAGCCGCCAAGCACAGAGCCGUUCUGCCUCGCCAGCUACCCGUCAGCGUUCCACAGCGUGAUGUUUAACCCCGUGGAGCCCAGACUCAUCGCUACCGCCAACUCUAAGGAGGGGGUCGGACUGUGGGACAUCCGCAAGCCACGCAGCUCGUUGCUGCGUUACGGAGGCAGCAUGUCGCUGCAGAGCGCCAUGAGCGUCCGCUUCAACAGCACGGGCACACAGCUGCUGGCGCUGCGCCGCCGCCUGCCGCCCGUCCUCUACGAGCUGCACUCCCGCCUGCCCAGCUUCCAGUUCGACAACCAGGGAUACUUUAACUCGUGCACCAUGAAGAGCUGCUGCUUCGCUGGAGACAAAGAUGAGUACAUCUUGUCUGGAUCCGAUGACUUCAACCUCUACAUGUGGAAAAUACCCAAGGAUCCAGAAGCUGGAGGCGCGGGUCGGGUGGUAAACGGGGCUUUCAUGGUCCUGAAGGGUCACCGCUCCAUAGUGAACCAGGUCCGCUUCAACCCGCACACCUACAUGAUCUGCUCGUCGGGCGUGGAGAAAGUCAUCAAGGUGUGGAGUCCUUACCAGCAGCCUAACAGUCUAGGUGACCUGGAUGGUCGGGUGGAGGAUAAGUCUCGCAGCCUCUACACGCAUGGAUACAUCAGCCUGGUGCUGAACAGCGGCAGCGGUCUCUCCAACGACUAUGUCAGCCAGUCCAUCCAGGAGGAUCCUCGCAUGAUGGCGUUCUUUGACUCUUUGGUGAGGCGAGAGAUCGAGGGGUGGAGCUCAGACUCGGACAGCGACCUGAGCGGAGGGCUCAUGCAGCUGCACGCCCGAGGACGGCGCACCGCUCGUGCCACGCCCACCGCCCCCGUAGCUCCGUCUGCUGCCGGUCACCACAGC
Molecule: messenger RNA, 1658 nt
Organism: Labrus bergylta (ballan wrasse)
Lineage: Eukaryota; Metazoa; Chordata; Actinopteri; Labriformes; Labridae
Source: RefSeq, a predicted model, not a curated record